UUGCUGCGACCAAUGCAGGAAUCACGACACAGAUCGACGGCCUCCACCUCGUCGGCGGCAAUUCGAGACUCACCAACGGCCCGCUCACACCGACGUCGACGCACGCUUUUACGAUCGACCGUCGACGCACGCUUAGUAGAGUUAGCUCUACCCUCUGGGGGCUAGGUCACUCGAGAGUACUCCCCGCGGGUUACGUGCGGGGGCAGGUGCUGACUUGAGCUCGUGGCCCUUGACUUCCGACCCGGUACACCCGGAACGAUAACCGGCACAUAGCAGCAGCGCCAAGGCUUGCUUCGUGCAUGGUCCGUCUGAUGCAAUCCGCGGCCGUCCAUCAUCUCCACAGCUUCAAUCAGUUCCUCCAGCAUGACCUAAGUAGUGCUGUGGAUUGCGCGCUUCCACAUGAAUGCGCCUUUGAUGGAUGUCACGAGAGGCUUCAAGUUAUGCUGCAAAUGACUGCCAUCGCAAUUGAUUAUCCGAUACUAAACAAGGAUCCCCAAACAAUAAUCACCCCAAGAGAAUGUCGAGAACGAAAGAUUACUUAUUCAGCGCCCAUGACUGCCAGUUUUAAGUGUGGUAUGAAUGGCAUUGAUGAUCGAGGGACCAUUACCCGGACAGCAGGGUAUUUACCCAUCAUGGUUCUCUCCAAUAGGUGCUAAUAGUUAGUUGGACAUCGCAAAUUACCCCUGUUCGCAGAUGUCACCUCUCGGGCUUAGAUGAAGCCGGAUUAGUUGCUGCCCGUGAGGUGUGUGGGCUACGCCAGAGAACUUUUUGACUGUGCUCAGCUGAUUAAUAUUUGCUACACAGGAAUGUGAUGAGCUUGGCGGCUAUUUCAUAAUCAACGGUCUGGAAAAGGUCCUCAGGUUAAUUCAAGUUCACCACAUGAGUUCAUAUCAUCACUUCAGAGCGACCAACAAUUCGGCAACUUAGGUGCCGAUGCGAAACAUGCCAAUGGCAAUACAGCGACCUGUGUACAGAGGACGCGGAGCCUUUUAUACCCAGUACGCUUCAUGACAUUUAGCGUUACCUUCACACAAUAAUUUUAGAUACGCGGUGACAAUGCGUUGCGCCCGAUCAGAUCAGUCAACUUGCACCAUGACUUUACACUAUCUUUCAAAUGGAAGUAUGCGUCUUCGAGUUUCUGUACGCAAACAGGAUUUGAUGAUACCUCUGGUUGUCGUUCUCAAUGCCCUGAUGCCUGAUCUUUAUGAUCAAGGUAAUUUUUCCCAUGCGAUAAGCACGGGCACACCUCGAGAUGAAGGCAGCAAACAGAGUUCUAGCCAGCCUCCUUGUUUCUUAUCCGUUGUAAAUCUCACCACUUGUGCAGGUUUUUUUACCAAUCAAUCUUCAACCAAAGCUAAUCCCUUGGCGUUACUGGGCACCAUGUGUGCCAGCCUUUUUCGCCAGAAUCUCCCGGAAGAUGCUGACGAUGAUGUGUUUGGACUAUUCUUUCUAGAGCGAUAUAUUGCUGUGCACGUAAACAGCUGGUCUGCCAAGCAAGAUGUUCUUGCACUCAUGUCUCGCAAGUUGCACAGUUUUGUACACGCUAAAUGCUGUGAGGAUAACAUGGAUUCAGUCAGCCACCAGGAGUUGCUUAUGCCAGGACACAUUCUAAGCGCUUAUAUCAGAGAGAAGAUGGAAGACACUCUUGGACAAUCAAUAGCUCAUAUGCGCCGUGAUGCUAAAAAUGAUCUUACACACAGUUCCUUAAAUAUCCACCAAAACAUUUUGCCAUAUUGUAGUAAAAUCCUCGGACGAUACGUUGGAGUCGUGGGGUCGAAGAUUUCUUCCUUCAUCGCCAGUGGGAAUCUAAUUUCUUCCAGUGGAUUGGAUCUACAACAAACAACAGGUUUUGCUAUAGUCGCAGAACGAUUGAAUAAGUGGAGAUACUUGAGCCACUUCCGUUCAGUACAUCGUGGUCAAUUCUUCACCACCAUGAAAACAACAAGUGUCCGUAAACUUUUGCCUGAGGCUUGGGGCUUUCUUUGCCCUGUUCACACGCCAGAUGGUGCCCCAUGCGGAUUGUUGUCGCAUAUUUCUGCUAAAACACACGUUGUCUGCAACAGCAGUAAUAUGGCGGCAAACACGAAGAAUUGGCGUAUCUUAUUGAUUGACAUACUAAUAUCAUUAGGGAUGUUACCGACGCGAACUUUGUCACUUGGUUAUGGUGCCAAGAAUGGUAGAGCUAAUUCAACAGGAUGCACAACUAGCUGGAAAUGCAUGAGCGACCAUCUUCAUGUCUGCCUUGAUGGCUUUGUGCUUGGAUCCGCACCAGAUGAAGUGUGUGCCAAUAUAUCUUGGGUGCUAAGGCGCUUAAAGGUCAAGGCUUUCAGUGCGAUAGGGAUUGAUACAACACUUGAAAUUGCUCACGUCAAACAACAAGGACUGAGUGCCUCUUGUCCAUUUUCCGGCUUGUACCUAUUCUCACAACCUGCUCGGCUUGUGCGCCCAGUGUUGCAGUGUGGCCUGACGGCACAGAUUGAACUGAUUGGUCCAUUUGAACAAAGCACGUUGCAAAUAUCGUGCACUAAAUCAGGCUUAUCGUUGCCUGAAGACAACAUAUCGACCAUUGUCACUGAGACUCAUGCAGAAAUAGACCCCACAGUCAUGCUUUCCUUCCUCGCAUCCCUGACACCUUUUUCAGACUUCAAUCAGUCUCCUCGCAACAUGUACCAAUGCCAGAUGGGAAAGCAAACUAUGGGGACACCUUCGCAUUCUUUUUAUCAUCGGGGUGAUCACAAAAUGUAUCGGCUCCUGACACCACAGUCCCCUCUUGUCUGCACCCGAGAUUAUCACAACUUAACGCUUGAUCUCAAUGCCCAGGGGACGAAUUCUAUUGUUGCGGUUGUGUCAUAUACUGGAUACGAUAUGGAGGAUGCAAUGAUUAUCAAUAAAUCUGCGUUUGAGCGAGGCUUUGGCCACGGGACUGUCUAUAAGACGCUGCUUGUUGAUCUUACUGCAGAGGCCGAGCGUAGGAAGGGCCCCCUGGGUAAAACUAGCCUACUUUGUUUUGGCAAUAAGAAUACUGUCAUGAAACCUGCGAAUAAUGGUGCAAAGAACACAGCUGAUGGCCCUGAGUAUGUUGCUCCAAUGCUAGGAGAAGAUGGGUUACCGUCGGUUGGGCAGAAGAUUGGACCAGGAGAUCCGCUGUGGUGUGCAUUCGUUGAGAACUGCAAUGAGCACAUCAUUGGAGCACACAAAGACACGGAGAAUGCCUACGUCGACGCGAUACGCUUUCUAGGGCACCUCCCGUCGUCAUUCCUGGGUGUGUUAGAAUUGACCCUCCGGUCCCAGGUGCAACGAAAACAGGAAAGAUAUUACUCAACACAGAGCUAGCAUCACAUUGCGUUAUCCUCGCAGACCAGUCAUUGGGGACAAGUUUUCGUCACGACAUGGUCAGAAAGGUGUUCUCUCUGUUCUAUGGCCUGAAUGUGAUAUGCCGUUCUGCGAGUCAGGACUUACACCUGACAUCAUCAUAAACCCACAUGCGUAUGUUAUUUGUAUCUACUUCUCUAGCAGUAUUUUUGCGACUCAAGGUUCCCAUCGCGAAUGACUAUUGGGAUGCUCAUUGAAUCAAUGGCUGGGAAAUCCGCUGCGUCAUGUGGUCGUUUCCACGAUGGCACGCCAUUUGCAUUUCAAGAACAUCGUAAAGCUGUAGACUUCUUUGGUGCAUUUCACUCUUCCGUUUCUUCUAGAUCCCACUUCCCAGGUUCCCAGCUUUGUGCGGCUGGCUAUGAAUAUUUUGGAUCUGAACCAGUCUCAAUAGCUGCGUGGAGAUCAAGAUCUAUUGGAAUAUAUAAUUUGGACAGGUUUACUCGGGACUAUCUGGUCUAUUAAUGCGCAUGGAGAUAUUCGUGGGGAUUGUAUACUAUCAGCGCCUGCGUCAUAUGGUAUCUGACAAAUCGCAAGUUCGUGGGACCGGUCCUGUACAUCCACUCACACAACAACCCGUCAAAGGUCGGAAAAGACAUGGUGGAAUCCGUCUGGGUGAAAUGGAGAGAGACUCAUUGCUUGCACACGGCAUUUCUUUCCUUCUACAUGAUAGGCUCGUGAUUUGUUCUGACAGUCAUCCUGCUCGUGUUUUUGUCGACACGAGGUGUGGAGCAGUGCUCGCUCUUCACCCGCCGAACUCGUCUGGCAAAGGACAUAUUCUGACUCUUGCAUCCAUCACCAUACCCUACGUUUUCAGGUGAUUUGCUGCAGAUCUUAAAUUAUUCAACUAAGAAAUGUAGGUAUCUGAAAAAUGAAUUGGCCGGGAUGAACAUCUGCAUUGGACUUUUCUAUGAGAAAUGAGUAGUUUUGCUCGGCCGGAUUUAUACAGCACACGUGGUGCUGAGUCGUGCACCACGGGCGCGGACAAAGGGCCCAGUCGUCUAAUCGUCACGAGAAAUAAGAAAACUACGUGAGGUGCCUGUUGGUAUAUCCGAGGUGAUCCCUUGUCGUUACAACUGGAAAGCCAAUGAGCUAGGAGUUGCCUCGACGGCGCUUCUCAAAGCCUCCCUUGCUCCAACAGCGGCUAGAAGCCUUGAAAUGAGCCGUGCCCCAGUUUGCGACCGUGUUGGAUCGUGGCCUUCAGCGGCCGUUUUCGCUGAAACUCGGCGUCAGAGGAGCUCAUAUGGCCGUUUCGCUACCAUGGCCACAGACAAGUCUGACCGGCAAAAAUAGCCUAGACAACCGGAUGGGCGUCCCGGGACCCAUCCGUCGGGCUAGGGCGGUCGUGCACUCCACGCGCAACGUGCGGGUCAAGGGACCUCGAACCAUCAAGAGGAACUAACCUUAUAUGGGGGGGUCACUAGGGGGAAACCGCCAUACGACUUGCGUCCUAUGUGCGGUUGGCGUCCGUGCGGCUGCCCGUGCGGCUUCCCGGCGGCAGUGCGCGGUGCGUGUGGGCGUGUGAGCACCCACGCGGCCCUCGGCAGCUUUUCUUUUGCGCGCAGGCGCAAUAUUGGCCGAGAACGACGGCAAAAACGUUUAGCAAUUUUAGCUAAAAUUUGCUAUUAUGAGGAUCGGAGCCUCCACGCGAAACGUCUCUUUCAGUGGUCUCUCCACCCCUCCCGCAGUCC
Pelagomonas calceolata is the source of this 5060-nucleotide messenger RNA. The record is from the annotation of a GenBank genome assembly. Lineage: Eukaryota; Pelagophyceae; Pelagomonadales; Pelagomonadaceae.